AUGCAGAUUCUGCUAAACGAGGAACAAACGGGCUUGAAGGCCAUAUUCCGCGGGCUCGAUGCUGAAGCGAGACGAUGCAAUACAGACGAUCAAACUCUCACGACUCCUUCCGUCGGCAGUGAUCAAGCUAAAUUAUCGCUUGAAGGCAAUGCUGAGGAAACCAAGGUUCACUGCGUAAACGACAGCAAUAAAGACAUCCAGCGGGUCGACGAUGUGCUUUCCGCUGUUGAGACUGGAAGGGAGUGUGAUCAAAGCGCUGGCGUCACAUGCGCCGAAGUGAAGGAUGUAACGGACAGUCAAGCCGAGCCUUCUGCUGAGAAGACGGAAAGAGGCGUGUGUGACCAGAGCAGUUCUCAAAGGAUACUCGACAGAGACAAGGAUGCAAGCAACAAUCACAUUGAGCCGUCCUCUGUUGAGAACAAUGAAGACGUUCAGGACCAUGGCGAUGAUGUGCUUUCUGCUGUUGAGAUUGGAAAUGAGUACUAUCAAGGCAGUGGUUUGGCUACACAUAAUAAUGACGACGACGGGCAUACGAACAUCAGUCAGGAGGUGUCAUUUAAGGCGCCACAAGAUGUCGUGCUCGUUGGAAGCGCGUCAGAUUGCGAAGUUCGAAAGAACUCCAUUUGCAGUGGCCAGAAUGAGGCAGACGAGCCUACUGAGGAUAAAGAUUGUGUUCCAAGAAACGACGUCAAUGGCACUGACUUCCCUGAGAGUGGUCCUUUGAAGUCAAAACUUUCUGAUCAUGAAGAUGGCAAGGGCACUGCCUUUCUAUCUGCUGAGAAGCCUCUAUCAGAGGCUAAACCUUCCGACAGAAGUGAUGAGAGCUCUAUUUUUGAAGAGUUGCUCGUUGAUGACCUUGAAGACUUACAACCUGAGACGGUUGUUCAUAACAAGGACGACUAUGAAGACGCAGCCAUGGUUCCUCACACAAAUUCGAGCACAAAAGAAGCUGUUUUCCCUAUGCCGGAUGAGGGUAACCAGUCUCUUGCAGAAAAGGCAUUGGUGACUUCGUCUACUGCAUCUAAGAUGCAAGAGGAAAAGGGUGCUCAGAAAUUUCGCAAACUCUUCGAUCCAUCACAACCCAGUGGAUGUGAUGGUGCCACGAGUGAAACAAGCAAACUUGACUCUAGUUUCUUGAGCCUCGGAAGUGAACAAGAGGCCUUUGAUCGGCUUGUCAGAGCAUCUCAAGACAACCAUUUCGAAGCUUCCAAAGCAUCUGUGGUGGCCCCGCUGGAAGCAUCUUCUCAGGGAUGUGAGCAACUUGGGAGUCAAGUUGACAAAAGCGGUGCUAAGUGUGUAGAGACUAGUGCUGUUCCAACUGAAUGCUAUGAGUUUCAAUUUCCUCGACAACCCUCUCUCCAAGAGUGCAACCUUGUGGAACAUGCUGGGUUGCUCCAAGAGGACAGUUCUGCAAACAUAUGUGGAACAUCAGUGACUUGCAAUGAAGCAAAGGUAUGUAAGCCUGUGGCAUCUGAUCUUUAUUUCAGACCUCACACUCGUGUGACUUUGAUAUCUGACAUGUUUGGGCAGUUACAUGAUCAGGACAUGGGCUCACGCGAGCAUGAUCAUUUCCUGAACCCCAUAACCAGGCAGAUUCAAGGUAAGUUGGCCAAGUUUGAAUUACCAGAAUUGUGUUCUUCAGUAAGGUCCAACUUUUUUUUCCCCAACUCAGCUGAUGUGAUGGGGAAGCAAGAGGGAACCAUGCUGCCAGAGGCCCCAGAAGUAGGAGCUUUGGUCACUGAAUUGUCUGAACUUCAGCACAAAGUUAUGGAGUUGACGCAACAAAACAACAGCCAGUCUGAUCGUUUGCUGAAGGCUGAGAACGCAUAUCAUGAGGUUGCAACAUUGAAACAAGAGAAUGCGAGGCUCUUGAAGGCCCUGCACAAGAGCGAACGGGUGCACCAAGAGGUUUUUGCUUUGCAGCAACAGGUCACUAACCUUUCUAACCAGCUGCGCCAGGCAGAAACGGUCUACCAUGAUGCUGAAGCCUUGAGGAAGCAGAAUGCAAGCAUGUCAGCCCAGUUGCUGCGCCUUGAAGGUUCACAGCGUGAGGUUGCACUUCUCAAGCAACAGAUUGUGGGUCUCUCUUCCAAAGUGCAGGGUUACGAGCAAGUGCAACGUGAAGCAGCAUCCUUGAAGCAUAAGAACGCCGAAAUGUCGAAGAAGCUUCUUGAGCUGGAAACUGCAAAUGGCCGUCUCUCAUGCGAACUGUUUGAUGUCCAGGUGGAGUGUGCUCAAUGGAAGGAACAGACUCAAAGGUUGAACAAUGCAGAAUGGUCAAGGCGUCCACCACAGUUCUACCGCAGGAGCGAUAAUCCCGACGCAGUGCACACCCAUGCCAGCUCGGGGUUCACGCAUCGCAAGCACGACCAACGCGACGGCCACCGUUUCAGUCCCAACAUUUCCCUGCUCCUCCUCUUCCUCCUAAUUGCGGUGGCCUGUCUGAGCGCGCCUGCCGCGGCCUUGUCCUGUGGGUCCACCUUGGAGUGCAAGAAUGGCGGUGUGUGUGUCAGGAACCGAACUGGCGACGAUUUCUGUGACUGUCCAAACCCUCGUUCGGCUCUGGAACCCGAAUUCUUCGUUGGCACGGAGUGUGAGGUCCCAGCAGUCAUGUGUGCGGACACAGACACGUUCUUCUGUGGCAAUGGCGCGCAAUGCGUGGAGAUAGUGCAGGGCGAGCAGUACACCUGCGAGGGCUGCCCUGUGGGGUUCGGAGGGCAGCACUGCGAGUCCCGAGGGGUGCAGUGCGGUGAUUCUGGGUUGCUGUGCUUCAAUGGCGGGUCGUGUGGACACAGCGGGACCAGCUGUGUGUGCCCCAGACAGUGGUCUGGGAAUGCUAACUGCACUCUCUCGCUCUUUGAUGCCUACCACCAGCAGGCAUCACCAUAUGGCUCCCAGGCAGAGGAGGAGGACCAAUCGUGGUACGUGCCUGUGCUGGGGGCCUUUGGUGCGCUGGUGAUGCUGUCGAUCCUGGGCGUGUGGAUCUACAUCUGCUAUGCCCACCAGGCCAUGUCCUUCUCCCACAUCGCUGACCAGGAGGAGAGUCGGGCAUUACAGGAUGAUGUGGAGGAGAGGGAGUUGGUUGAGCUAGACUCACAUGAGGAGGAGGAUGAGGGCAGGAUGAUGAUGCAUUGA
Molecule: messenger RNA, 3135 nt
Organism: Closterium sp. Yama58-4
Lineage: Eukaryota; Viridiplantae; Streptophyta; Zygnematophyceae; Desmidiales; Closteriaceae
Source: the annotation of a GenBank genome assembly